Pseudogymnoascus verrucosus is the source of this 3466-nucleotide messenger RNA. RefSeq lists its product as uncharacterized. Gene Ontology annotation, molecular function: mRNA 3'-UTR binding. The record is from RefSeq and is a predicted model, not a curated record. Gene Ontology annotation, biological process: post-transcriptional regulation of gene expression. Gene Ontology annotation, cellular component: cytoplasm. NCBI's taxonomy places the organism in Eukaryota, Fungi, Ascomycota, Leotiomycetes, Thelebolales, Thelebolaceae. Bases 428 to 2800 code for a protein of 790 amino acids. The transcript has 5 exons.
CUCCUUUUCACCAGCACAUCGUUCUCAAAAGUUAUAUCAUAUAAGCUAUUUAACUCUCUUCGGAGUCAAACAAGUUUAUAUUUCAGUUAAACAUCAGCACGUACCUUGAUCGACCGAGGCCAUCCGCUCCUUCCUAUCUUUGUCAAAUCAACUCGACCGCACCCAGACAAAAUUUUGACGGAAGGAACGACAGCCCUUCUUGCAUCUUGAGCACAUAUCUACACAUAUCUGUGUGGCUCUUACCUGAUCUAAUCAGUUUGAGCUACGACUCCUAUAUCUUUGUGAUCUUCUCUGUUUCCUCUCUUUCUCCCCUCCCAACCUUCAUCACCAAACAUCUCCGACCAUACUGCCUUCUCAACUCCUUUUACUCAACUGGAUUACAAACCCACCACAGCAUUGCCAGUACUGAAACUGAGAGACGAUCAACAUGUCUUCCACUGUUGCAGCUACAGGCUCGCCAACUUCUCGUCGAACCUUCACGAGCAGGAGCCAGUCUCAAGAGAAUGCUGGCUUCGAAGAUGAAAAGCCACAGAUGCGUUCUGACCCUACCAAUACGCUGAAGAAGUCUACCAGUGCUCUCUCCAGCUCCAAGCUUGUCAACCAAGUUCCGAAGGCGAAGAUGAACCAGGACCAUACAUCCUUCAACGAACUCAACCCUAUGGAUAGACUCCUUGCGAAGCUCUCUGAGCAACAGGCAACCAUCAACAAACAGCACGAAGUUCUUCAAACCGGUGAUGAUACACACCGCACUCAUGUAUCCUCAGCUGUUGAAUACGCCACAACUUCGGCUACGACCUCUAACUCUGCUGAAGGCACCGUUUCAGGUAACAGCACCGAUGCAGUUGACACCGUCGAAGAGAAGAACACUCCACAGCCAAGCAAAGACGAGGUUUUACGCCUCAAGAUCGAACUCGAGAAAGCCAAAGGCAAGAUUGCCCGCAUGGACCAGGAGCUUACCCAAACUCGAAUCACCAAGCAUACUAUUGAGCAAGCUAUAGGCAGCAACUCGGAAGCUGACUUCCCAAUGGACCAGCUCAAUGGUCCUGGUCGUUCCGUGUAUCUCCCAGAUGGUAAUUGGAUUGGCCAGGAUGAUAACCAUUCUGACAACAGUGAUGCUCUCUCUGUUGGUGGCUUCAAUCGUGCUGGUGGGAUUUGGGGUAACUCUGGUAGAGCCCCAUUCACCAAUUAUCAAGGUGGCAUGCAAGACCUCCAACCUGCUUCUGGGUUUUCUGGGAACCCUUGGGCGGCAGGACGUGGCUUCAACGCACCCUUUUCUGAUCCCUCUGGGGUGUUGGGCCAAACUGUUCCUGGCUUUCGUUCUGACCGCCUUGUCCCUGACAAUGACACCUCCGUUGGAUUAGCUGGCGACCGCCGAAACGCCAAUCGUGGCCGCUUCAUGAAUCGCACUCCAGGUGCAUUCCCAUACGCAAGCAGCAACAGCUCUUACGAUGGACUUACCCCCACUACAUCCUAUGGUUCUGUUACAGGCCUUGGUGGAGGUGCAACCGGCACUAUGGGAGGAUCGAUUGGGUUGAAUACUGGUGGUGCUUUAAGCUAUCAGACCCAGCCACUUGGAACCCCUCUUUCGCCAUUCGCACCCGAAUUCAACUCACUGAAUGGACAGUGGAAGAAUGAUAACACAAUUGCUGUGGAGGGCCAAACCUUCCUCCCGACUACUGAGCCAUUGAACUAUCGCCGUUUACUUGACCGCACAGUCAAUUGCAACUGGAAGUACAUUGUCGAUAAGAUUGUUUGCAAUAAUGAUCAGCAAGCAUCAAUCUUUCUUCAACAGAAACUCAAGGUUGGUACCACCGAGCAAAAGUACGAUAUUGUCGAGGCCAUUGUUGCUCAGGCCUACCCCCUGAUGAUUAAUCGCUUUGGCAACUUCCUUGUUCAGCGUUGCUUCGAACACGGUACUCCAGAGCAGGUUAUCAAGAUUGCCGAAGCUAUUCGAGGCAAUACAUUGAAUCUCUCCAUGGAUGCAUUCGGCUGCCACGUCGUUCAGAAAGCCUUUGAUUCUGUUCCGGAGGACUACAAGGCGAUCAUGGUCCACGAGUUGCUUCGCCGCAUCCCCGAGACCGUUAUUCACCGCUACGCCUGCCAUGUCUGGCAGAAACUGUUUGAGCUGCGCUGGACCGAGUCACCACCUCAGAUUAUGAAAUUUGUGAACGAGGCUCUCAGAGGAAUGUGGCAUGAGGUUGCCCUCGGCGAGACUGGUAGUCUGGUUGUGCAGAAUAUUUUUGAGAAUUGCCUCGAGGAAGACAAGCGCCCCUGCAUCGAAGAAGUUCUUGCUAGCAUCGACAUCGUUGCUCACGGUCAGUUUGGCAAUUGGUGCAUCCAGCAUAUUUGCGAGCAUGGAGCGCCCGUUGAUCGUAGCCGUGCUAUCGACCAUGUCAUCCGCUAUGCAUCUGAGUAUAGCAUGGACCAAUUUGCCUCCAAAGUUGUUGAAAAGUGCCUCAAGAUUGGCGGGGUGGAAUUUCUUGGUCGAUAUCUUGAUCGUGUUUGCGAAGGCCGCAACGACCGUCCACGCAUCCCACUCAUUGACAUUGCCAGCGACCAAUACGGCAACUAUCUCAUUCAGUACAUUCUUACUCACUCCAACCCCCAGCAUAGAGAGGUUGUCGCUUGCCACAUCCGCAAGCACAUGGUAUCUCUCCGUGGAUCCAAAUUUGGGUCUCGUGUCGGUAUGCUUUGCACCAACCCUGCCAUUGCAACCCGUCCUGGACCUGGCGUUGGCCCCGCUCUCGGUGCAAACCGAAUGCCUCAGGGCAACCCUCGAUUUGGUGGCGCCUACCGCUAGACAUUGAUGCUGCCGCACCGUUGCCAAUUCGGUAAAGCAUCCCGGACUCUUCAGGAGGUCGUGGUCUGGCAUUGUACGAUCUUCAUAGGCGAUGGAAUAACAAGUCAUAUUUCUUCAGCAUAAAGCAUAUCCCCAAAACAAGCUUCGUCUCAGCGCUUUUGGUGUUACCCAUAUAUGGAUGUCCCGAUCGACUCCUGAAAUCCUCUGAUCACCCAAGCUUGCUUUGUUUCAGUUCGGCGGUACUAUUUUCAAAAGAUCGUUUUCGUCUGAGAUCCGCCUGAAAAUUUCUUCUUUGUCUUCAUUUCGACAUGUUCUCAAGCAACCUACCAUACCACUACGUAUCAUCCUACGCUAUGGAUGUUAUCCCAUGGGCGACUUGGAAACUUUAUGUUUAUCGGCUUCUCAAGGAGUUCCUGCCUGAGGAGUGUCUUAUGCUUUACAAAUUGUUCUUCAAAUAUUUACCUUGAAAGUGAGAAUCUGCCUGCUGCCAAGGCAUUGUUCUGAUAGUCAUCCGCCAGAGUUGACAAGGGGCGAAGAAAUCAGAUCAUCAUAGUGCGUGCGGUUUGGGCAUGGACAGAGUGGUGGUUUAUAUCGUCAAGGUGCAAUUUUCUGGGCGGCUAGCUCAUCCUGCCUUGUGCCUGCAUUAGAUCAGCUUUGUUAUCUAGU